AUGAUGACACAAAGAAAUGAUUGUUGUUCAAAUGUGUUGUAUUCAAGAAUUCCACAGAUUGUUCAGUACAAUGUAACAUAGAUUUUAUACAGAUAGAACAUAUAAAUUUCCCGAGGAGUACAAUGGUAGUCUGAGUGUAAUCUCUCGAGUCGGAAACCUGACUCAUCUGAUUUGAUUUCUUUCAAUUCAUACUUCAAUUAAAACUUAAGCUAAGUUUCCACAAUGCUAGGUGUAGCAAGUGUCAUUCAUUAUUUAAUAUCACAUAAAACUGUACCUAUGUAGAAGAUGUCAGAUAGCCGAAAGCUUAUAUAUUUACAUCAAUGAUAUAUAUUGUUUUUUUCAAAGCUACACUUGUGCAGGUAUUGAUGUUACCUGAGCUAAAGGUCAACAGGAAUACUAUUUUCAUUAUAAGGUAAUUACCUUGUAUACAUCGCCAUUUGGGUUCCUUCUUCAUUGGUCGUAUCGGUGCUUCCGCAGCGGCCUCUGAAGGUUCGCUGGCUGAGGUGAUCAGUCUUAAUCUGAAACUGGUCAGCUUCGUCGCCAUGCUUGCGGGUGGUCUGCUUCAGUGAAUACAGAUUACACUGUCCAUAACCUGCAAUUUUAAAAUUCAUUGCCACUGCUACACACAUCACUAACUUGCCAAUUUCCACUCUCUGUCUAAAACCCCUCCAAAUCCACAUGGACGAUGUUUCUGCUUUCCCGCCUGCUUUUUCACAUACCUGUCUUCUCUCCUGACCCUUUACACCAAGAGUACUCAUUGCUCUUCACAACGAGUGCCCCGAAAACCCUCUGCAGCCAACUUCCCUAGACAUACACCAUGUUCACCUGCCCUUCUUGUGGCAGGUUCUGACCCGAUCUUCAUAUUUGGCCAUCUUCCUUUCAUGCGCUCCCUCAAUUCUUUCCUCCUAUGUCACAGUCAGCUCCAGGAUCACAACCUGCUUUGUUGUCCGUGUUCAGAUGACAACAUCAGGUCGCUGAGUUGUCACAGCAAUCUCUGCCGGAAACGACGAUCUCCCUUUCAGGUCUACCGUCAUAUGCCAGUCUACUGCUGAACCAAAGACCCCUCUAGCCUGAUCUACACGUUUUCCUUGCUGUUCUGUCUUGAUGAAACUCAGUAUUUUUAAACUGGAUGUUGUUGUUUUCUUUCUUUUCCUUUCUCUUUCCAGGGAAUCUGCAAUGUUUGCUUGGACAUUGUCAUGCCUGCAUGUGUAUUGACCAUCUCCCAAAGCCAGUUGACAAGAUGAAAGCACAUGUUCGAGAUUACUGAUUCUUCCACAAAGCUUGCAUGUUGGGUCAUCAUGAAGUCCCCAUGUCCGCAGUGUAUAAACGGUUGUCGUCACAAGUGGAACCAGAUGCUAUCAAAGAAGAAGACGAACACAGAGGCAAGAACGAUAUUGAUGAAGAGAUGGACUACAGUUGUUUGCACCGUUAUUCAUCCGGGGAGCUGCGUGCGAUUGACAAAGCAAGGAUAAGCCUGAUCGAGAAAUACAAGCACAGAUUCCGAUUAGAACUGAAUGCUCCCCAAGCUGACGUUAUGGUAGUAUACAGUGAGAAUGACCGUGAUGCUGCUGAAGGAUUCCGACAAAGUAUAGACGGCCGCGUUCUUAGUCUUGUAAACAGGAAGCAAGCAAAGGUAAAGACAAUGCUAUAUGACAAGGAAGGAUUGGGGGAAACCAAAUUGAACGCUUUGGAAGCAGCUUAUAGCAACAGUACGUAUGCUUUUCUGUAUUUGACGAAAUCCUUUGUUGAAAAUGACUAUACUGCAUUAGUUGCACAGUCAUUACUUAUGGAGUCCAUUAACAGCAAGGACAAAAAAUGGCGGGUGGUACCAUUUCAUACAUCACCGCUUAAAAAUGGACAAUACAAAGUACCCUUGGGUAUCAACACCUUGAAGAGCCUGAAUGCUUGGAACCAGGAUAGAUUCUACUGGGGAAUGAUGGAUGAUCUUCUAAGUGGCACAAUUCACGAGCGAGAAGAUAGAGAAAUUAAAAUGUUUGAUAGGAAAUACGAAGAAGCCCUUAGUAUCCAAAAUGAAGACAAAAAACAUGAAGACUCCAUAGGUAAACUUGAGAAGCUCUCCUUGAACCGCACACAGCCGCAGCAGGAUCGACCUAGGAGCGUUGUGCAACCAAUGCCAAAGCCCGACGAUUCCGUGUCUGCGUCAUGCGACUCGUGCCAUGUAACUGACGAGGAGGAUUAAUAUUUCUUACGAUACCGACAUUCCGGGAAACACGCUAGAGGCAUUCGUUUCGGUAUGGAUAAGGAAUACAUUUCUUUUUUGGACUAUUGCAUUAAAGUAAUGAACGCAGUUUUUAUGGUAGCUGACCUUCACAGUUCGACCAUGUAUACCAAAAUUAAAGGUAACAGUGAAAUGAUCACAAGAUUGGGUUUCCAAAGCUGUUGAUAAAGUUUUCGGGAUUAUGGUGUUUUGGAUGUGAAUUUGCCUAGUGAAUGACGUGGUAACUGUAAGAUAAAUGAUUUUAGUGGCCGUUCUGGAUUCAUGUGUUUUAUAGACGGUUCAGAUGUGGUUAGAUAUUUUAUGUACAUUCUGUGACGAGGCUAAGUUAAACACGACGCGUGAUGAUGUAACCAACAAAUAUGACGUGUGAUGACGUAACCAACUGUUUCAUUCAUUCAAGCAGCUCUGGUUGGUAUUUGCUACCUACUUCAUGAUAAGUGUUAUAAUGUCGCUGCAAAAAAACAUAUAAAUACGUGAUUUAUUUCAUUAUGACAAGUGAGUACUUUGAAUUAAAUUGUACCAAAGUAAUGUUUUGUCAGUAAAUAUUUAUGAUUUUAUUCUUGCUCCAUGCAGCACCCUUCCAUUCGUCCUGGGCCAGAACUUCGCCCAGCCCAGGUGUUAUACCUUGUUAUUUCGUGUAGAGGAGAUCUCGGAGUAAACAAGGGCACGACAAUGAGAAGAAAGUAGAGCGAUAUCAUUCAUUAAUUCUCACAUACUGUCACUCACUUCUUUCUUUCAUAAAAUCAUCCUUUCAUUCCGUAUUUUUUGUUUACUUGUUUUGUUACCCCGUGUAAUAUAAUUUUUUGUUUCGGAGUAUUUGUGACGUUGACUUGUAACGUUUUACACUAGCUUAUGUGGUAAGAUCUGUUGAUUGAGUAUCAAAUUAUGGUUUGUAUCAUAUUUAUGGUGUUUGCUGUUACUAUAAGUUCAAACCUCCUACUUUAGUUACUUACAUACAUGUAGCAAUUUCUGUUUUCGAGAAAGGUUUUCAGGAACCACAAUCAAUAAAAUAGGUUUUUAAAUCCACACAUUUUCCAAAUAGUUUACAAGCAAGAUUACCUGUUAUUUUCCACUUUUAAAGUUGUAGUUGAGCAGAAAUUAUUGGGGCAAUAAUGUUGUACAUGAAUUUAACAAUUAUUUUAUCUUAUGUUUGUUUAAUUAAAAAUCAUCCCAUGUUGAUUUUGUUAUUGGUUAGUUGACUAUCUAAUUCCAUGAUUCAUAUAUUUUUGCUAUAUCAAUAUAUCAAAUGCAGCUUUACUGUAAAACUUGUUAAAAAGAAUUGUUGUAUUAGAGGUUUUAUUUAAAACUUCAAAUUGUGUUACAUUGUGUAAUGUUGGGAGAUAUCAGACUAAAAUGAUGUUUAUCCAAUCUCUUUGCUUAACGUUUUAACUAGUGAUGAUUCUGUCUUUUUUAGUCACCCCUGGGGGAACCCCAGCGGGGACUAUUAUUUUGGUUUCAGUCCCAGAUUUUGACCUCUGUUGCC
Mizuhopecten yessoensis (Yesso scallop) is the source of this 3722-nucleotide messenger RNA. RefSeq lists its product as uncharacterized. The transcript has 6 exons. The record is from RefSeq and is a predicted model, not a curated record. Lineage: Eukaryota; Metazoa; Mollusca; Bivalvia; Pectinida; Pectinidae. Bases 1286 to 2200 code for a protein of 304 amino acids.